AUGGCGGCUAACCAACCAAAUGAACCAAGGGCUCUCUACUGGAUCCGUCGCUACCUACCCAAACUGCAGCAAAACCCGUCGGAGAUCUACUCCGUUGGGGUGAAGGCGGAGGAUAUGUCUGUCUGGACAGUGACCAUAACCGGUCCAUCGGAAACUCCCUACGAAGGGGGUAUCUUCACCUUGCGCAUCCACUUUCCGCACGAGUUUCUUCUGAAGCCACCAAAGGUGCACUUCAGGACUCCCAUCUUCCACCCCAACGUGAGUCAUUGCGGCAACAUCUUCCACCCCAUGCUCAUGCUGGACACGUGGGGCAUCGUGACUUUAGUGGCCCAGAUGAUGAUGACUCUGGCCACCAUGCUCUUGCAUCCGCUGGUGGAGGAGGGCGACGUCGUGAGGGAAGAGGUGGCGGUGAUGUACCGCGAAGACAGGGUCCGCUAUGAGGAACUCACUCGUAGCUUCACCCAGAUCCACGAGCUAUGA
Eutrema salsugineum is the source of this 480-nucleotide messenger RNA. Its product is annotated as ubiquitin-conjugating enzyme E2 29. The coding region runs from base 1 to 480 and encodes 159 amino acids. Lineage: Eukaryota; Viridiplantae; Streptophyta; Magnoliopsida; Brassicales; Brassicaceae. The record is from RefSeq and is a predicted model, not a curated record. The transcript has a single exon.